Molecule: messenger RNA, 1608 nt
Organism: Colletotrichum truncatum
Lineage: Eukaryota; Fungi; Ascomycota; Sordariomycetes; Glomerellales; Glomerellaceae
Product: peptide transporter ptr2-like protein 1
Biological process (GO): oligopeptide transport; transmembrane transport
Cellular component (GO): plasma membrane; fungal-type vacuole
Molecular function (GO): tripeptide transmembrane transporter activity
Source: RefSeq, a predicted model, not a curated record
AUGGGCAGUCAAAAAGACAACAUCACGAGUCCUGAAGAGGCACCGGUUCCUCCCGAUCCAUCAAUCAAAGGGGUAGCACCAUCAUGGGCAGGCCUUAGAAGAGUUCCAGACAAGCUUCCAACCAUUGCGUUGUUAAUUCUUGUUGUUGAGCUUGGAGAGCGUUUUACUUACUUCGGUCUCAGCGGUCCCAUUCAAAACUAUAUCAACAACCCCUAUGAUCCCGACUCCGAUCUUCCUGGCGCCCUCGGCCGUGGCCAGGCCGUCGCAACCGCGUUGGGCAAUUUCUUCAAAUUCUGGGCAUAUGCAUCGACAGUAAUCGGUGCUGUAGUAGCAGACCAGUAUCUUGGAAAGUUCAAAGCUAUCCUUGCUGCCUGCGCCGUUUACAUCGUUGGCUUAAUUAUCCUUGUUGCCACCUCCGUGCCUCAGUCGAUUACCAAUGGAGCAGGUUUUGGAGGUUUGAUCGCGGCCAUGAUAACCAUUGGUCUUGGGACUGGGGGUAUCAAAGCCAACGUCACGCCAAUGUGCGCCGAACAAUACCGGAACUCUCAUCACGUUGUCAAGACCCUCAAAUCGGGCGAGGAAGUCGUGGUUGAUCCUGAGUUAACUAUCCAGCGAUUGUUCAUGUGGUUUUAUUGGGUUGUCAACAUCGGCGCACUAUCACCUCUGAUCACAGUCAACGUAGAGGCACACCAUUCAUUUUGGCUCGCAUAUCUCAUUCCACUCAUUGCAAUCAUAAUCUCCGCUGGCGUCUUCAUUUCGGGUCAGAAGAAGUAUCUUAAAGUCCCUCCAGAGGGUUCUGCGAUUGUUGAUGCAUGCCGUGUUACUAAUAUCGCCAUCAAAGAGAGGGGCUUCAAAAAUGCCACUCCAUCAGCACUGAGAGUCUCGGGUCACCUCGAAAGAUACCCUGUUGCGCAAGAGCCAAAAUACACCGAUGAGUAUGUUAUGGAUGUCAUGCGAGGACUCAAUAGCUGCAAGAUGUUCUUGUUCUUCCCUCUUUAUUUCGUCUGCUGGAUUCAGAUUUGGAACAAUCUGAUAUCUCAAGCGGGUACUAUGGCCUUGCAUGGUACUCCCAACGACCUAUUACAGAACCUAGACCCCAUUGCGUUAUGCAUCUUCAUUCCAUUUCUUGAUGUCGUCGUCUAUCCCCUACUCCGGAAAUACCGCAUCGACUUUGAUCCAGUUACCAGAAUCUUUGUCGGAUUCAUAUUUGCAUCAAUCUCUAUGGUCUAUGCAAGCGUCUUGCAGCACUACAUUUAUAAAUCGCCCCCAAAGAGUAUUCAUGUUUGGAUUCAAGCGCCUGCUUACAUCCUUGUGGCGUUCUCCGAGGCGUUCAUAAUUGUCACUGGUCUCGAGCUAGCCUUCACCCAUGCCCCGAAAAACCUCCGAUCAGUCGUCUCUGCCCUUUUCUGGCUCACUAUCGGGGUCGCCGCAGCUAUAUGCAUCGCUCUUGCGCCAGUCUCCCAAGAUCCUUACCUUGUAUGGAUGUAUGGUUCGCUAGGAAUUGUUGGGUUUGUUGCUGGUUGCGCAUUCUAUGUUUGUUUUUACCCAGGAAGGACGAGUAAAGGAAACGUGAAUGAGGUGAUAAUUGAAGGAAGAUCACCGGAAUAA